AUUAUAUAAUUAUACAUUAUUGAAAUAACCGGCGCCAUUAGAAAUUAUGAGAGAACAUGCUUGUGAACGUUGGGUUUUUGACGCCACGUUUGUCGUUUGUCUUGUUAUCACAGCCAUUUUGAUCUUGUGCUUCAGCUUCUCACUGUUUUCUUAUUCUGUAACCCCACAUUAUCUGUUUUCUAGCGUUAAUUCCUUCAAACCCAUUUCAGAGUUUGAUACAAACCACUAGAUUUUCCACAUUUUCUUAGAAUUUUUAUAAACUCCGCAAGCAGUGACGUACACUCUUAAGAAGCCGCCAAACUGAAAUAGCAUUGGAUUCUUGACAUGCAUUAAUCUUCCUGCGAGAAUUGUCAAUCUUUGAAGGUUCAAGAAUUUCCCGCUAAAGCACAGGGUUGGAUUGUGUUUGUACAUAAAUGGAGAAAUUUUUGGAGAGGGAAAAUGUUUUGUUGGGAUAUAAUCCUCGUGGUUCAUUAGAAAACUCACUAAAAGCACAGAACAGUAACUCUGAUGACUUGGAUUUUAAUGAUGUUUUUGGCGGUCCACCGAGGCGGUUUUCGAUGCAAGAAGUGAAAGGGAGGUACAGUUUUGGUGAACCAGUGGAUUCCGAGGAGAAGCGAGUGUUUGGAACAGAAGUUGUGACGAGAAGGCGAAAUCUGGGUGAUGGUUUCUUUAAUGAUAUAUUUGGAGGUGAUGAGUCUUAUAGUUCACCGAGAAGGACUGAUCGUGACCGGGAAAAUACCUUUGGCUCGAGCCCUGGUUCAAGGAUUUCCAGCCCUGGCAGGGCUUUGAUACCCAAAGCUGAUGCUUUUGCCACUUCACUUCCUGCUCAGUUCAGUCUUCCUGCCAAAUUGAUAAAAGCAACAGAUUACCCUAUAUUUGCUUCUGGAAAUCGUGGACCGUAUAAGAUGGAUGGCAUUGCAAAUGGUCCCCACUCUUCAAAUUCUACUCCAUCUAGAUUUUCAGGUCAAGCAAUAUUGGGACAAGAUGAGACGAGAAAUGAUGUUCUGCCAGUAUAUCACCACAGCUCCUUGUCCAAUGAAGUUUCUUUUAACAACGAGAAUUCUACACAUUCUGGAGUAUCUGAUCUGAAAGAUGUUGAAAAAUGGAAAAAUGAUUCAGUAAGUGUGGAAACUCAGAGCGAAGGCAAUCAGUUUCAUUUCUCUAUAUACAAAUGGGCAGGAAGAGAAUUACCAAUGCCUAUUCCACUUCGAGGUGGGAAGGUUUCAAAAUUGAAAGGGAUGAGUAAAAUUGAUAGGUCUGCAAGCUCUAAUGGAAGGAUUGGAAGUAUGGAACCAGAAUUGUCUACAGUGGAAAACCAUGGGAUUUCAACAAAUAUCGAAGCUGAGUUGAAAUUUGAAAGUGAGAACCAUGAUGAUAGAAGCACAAAAGAUUCAGUUCUAGUCAUGACUGCAAAAGAAGCUAAUUCCCUGCAAAAAACGAAUAUAGGAAAGAAAAUUGAAAAUGUAAACGCUGUGAAGACCGACGAAUCUCACAAGUCAGAUGUGAAGCCUCGGCAUGCAUUCAUUAAUGAGUUUGAACAACAAGAAGUGAAAGGAAAUUCGACCAACCUACCAAAAGAAGUUAUUCCUGAUGACCAUGCUGGUAAAGUGAAGAUUAAUGAAGGAAUAAUGGGUUUAGACAGAACACGCAUAAAUAAAGCUAGCGCACGAACUUCACUCAUAAAUUCAGAAAAAGUUCCUGGUAGAAAUGGAGUCAAAGGAAAGGUCAAAGAGUUUGUCAAGAUUUUCAACAAGGAAACUUCUUCAAGAUCAAAAGUUGAUCCUGAGACUCCAAAUCAGAGCUCUAGAUGGAAAGGCAUAGGAAUCACUCAACCAGAAAUUGAAGUGAAUUUGAAUGCUGCAAAAUUAAAUAAUGAAGUGCCCAUGUGCAGUGUAAAUAAGAUGCCAGAUGUUUCUCGCUGGGUUAACAAAAAUCUCAGCAAUGAUGAAGCAAAACAUUAUUCUCAUACAAAGACCCCAACUAAUCGAAGUAACCAUUUUUCUACUACUCAGAAGGAUUCUAUACCAUCUGAGUCUCUACCCAUUGAUUCUAAGGUUUCAGCUGAAAAUGCAGAAGACCCUUUCGAAGUCAGCUUUGUGGUCCAAGAAUUAUCUCAUGAUGACAACAAAGUUACGGUUGAUGAAAGUUCUGAGGACAUGAAAGCUUUAGAUGCCAAGAUUCAACAAUGGUCUCUUGGGAAGAAAGGAAAUAUCCGCUCGCUGCUGUCAACUUUGCAAUUUGUUCUUUGGCCUGGGAAUGGAUGGAAGGCAGUACCCCUUGUUGAUUUAAUAGAAGCAAAUUCGGUGAAAAGAUCAUAUCAAAAGGCUUUGCUCUGCCUUCAUCCAGAUAAAUUGCAACAGAAAGGAGCCGCUUCUCAUCAAAAAUACCUUGCGGAAAAAGUUUUUGAUAUUGUGCAGGAGGCAUGGGACCAUUUCAACACAAUUGGCCUAUAAUUGUUCAAUGCUCGAAGGCUAUCAAAGGUAGCAUCUUCAAGUGGGAAUGUACAUAUAUUUUGAGAGAUCAAAGGUAUAUCAAUUAAACUACUUGUACACAAGCCUAUUGUUUACACCUUUCUUGAGAGAUGAUGAGGUGGGAGGCAGUUUGUACGUGUAGCAAGGUUGAAAGUGUAUGCAUGAAAUCACCUCGAAAAAUAAUCGCACUGCUAUAGAACGAGUGUUUACACAGACUUUUUGGUCAAAAUAAUUUUUUUGCUUUGUUAUAGAAUAAUUUAGUUAAGGACACAGCAACAAUAUAUAUUUUGGCAAAAAACCAGUUGAAUUGAAUUCCAAGAUAGUUUCAAGUG
Molecule: messenger RNA, 2803 nt
Organism: Olea europaea var. sylvestris
Lineage: Eukaryota; Viridiplantae; Streptophyta; Magnoliopsida; Lamiales; Oleaceae
Product: J domain-containing protein required for chloroplast accumulation response 1
Exons: 9
Coding region: 414-2453 (679 amino acids)
Biological process (GO): clathrin-dependent endocytosis; clathrin coat disassembly
Cellular component (GO): vesicle; intracellular membrane-bounded organelle; cytoplasm
Molecular function (GO): clathrin binding
Source: RefSeq, a predicted model, not a curated record